UUUUCCCCUUUAGUAUUAUUCCACAGUCUCUGAAGAUUUGCAUUUUGACUUUUUCAGUGGAUUGAACCAGUCUGAGAGGGAAACUAUCUGGAGAGAAGUAUCUGGGCUCCAGCUUUCCUACCCUGGGAUAGACAGAAGCUGGGAGGGGCUAUAGAGUACAAAUAUUCCAUGCCCCGGCCCCAUUUUCCCGAGUUCCCCUUACUCCGCCCCUUAGUACAUCCGUGGCCCCUGCUGGACCUUGCCCCAGGUCUGCUGAUAAGAUGAAGCAAAUUCAUGUCAGGUCCUGCUAGCAAGGUCCUUUCCCUUCCCGGAACUUCAGCUUUGCCGGACAGGACAGCAAGAAAGUCAAACAACCUGACAGACGUGUCGGAAUGGUUGUAAUAGGCUCUGUUAUCGGGGCCUGCGAUCCCCUCUUAGGCAUCUGGAGUUCGAAUGAGACUCAGGCGCUAGGACUGCAGGUGUUCAGCCCAUGUCUCUUGAAUGCAACUGUGGCCUGGCUCCCCUCAAUCUACCUGUGGAUCAUUAGUCCCUUCUACUUCCUCUACCUUCGCUACAACAACAAGGGUUAUAUUCGGAUGUCUUGGCUCUUCAAAACUAAAAUGGUGCUUGGAUUUACCUUCAUCCUCCUGUGUUCUUCUAAUAUAAUCUUCAUUCUUUGGAAAAUCAAAGGUGGAACCCCUCAAGCCCCUGAAUUCCUGAUCAGCCCUACAAUAUGGCUUGUCACAAUGACCCUGGCCAUGUUCCUCAUGCAUUCAGAGAGACAGAAGGGCAUCCAGUCAUCAGGAGUGCUGUUCAUUUACUGGCUCCUUUGUUCUCUCACCAUGGUGGCCACAGUCAGUGCCACAGUGUACCAAGCCCAGCAAGGAGGCUUCCCAGAAGAUACUUUUCACCACCUCACAACCUAUUUUUAUUCAGCUCUAAUUGGUGCACAAUUUAUAUUGUCCUUCCUAGCUGACCAGCCUCCAUUCUUCUCAAAAAUCCUGUGUUCCUCAAACCCAUGUCCUGAAUCUGGAGCCUCAUUCCCUUCCAAAGCCACAUUCUGGUGGUUUUCUAGACUAGUGUGGCAGGGCUACAAGAAGCCCUUAGAGCUGGAUGACCUUUGGUCACUUGGGAAAGAAAAUUCAUCUGAAGAAAUCAUAUGCCAACUUGAAAGAGAAUGGAAGAAGAUCUGUAAUGAAACCCAACAGACCAAAGAAGAAGUAGGAUUUGAAAAGAGUGGAAGAAAUAGAGUUAAACAAACAUCCCCUUCAGAGACUGAAGUUUUCCUGCAGGAGCACCAGACUUCUCGACUCCCUUUGCUGAAAGCAAUCUGGAAAGUGUUUAAUGUCACCUUCCUCCUUGGCACUCUCAGUUUAAUUAUCUGUGAUGUCUUCAGGUUUGCAGUCCCAAAGAUUCUAAGCAUUUUUCUAGAGUUCAUCAGUGACCCUCAGGCUCCAGUAUGGAAGGGCUAUUUCUAUGCAGUGCUACUUUUCCUUUCUGCUUGCCUGCAAACCCUGUUUGAACAGCGCUAUAUGUAUGUGUGCAUGGUCCUGGAACUACGACUGAAGACAGCUGUGAUAGGCCUGGUGUACAGGAAGGUUUUAGCUCUUUCAAGUACUACACGGAAAACUGCUGCAGUGGGAGAGAUCAUCAAUCUGGUGUCUGUGGAUGUACAGAAAUUGAUGGAUGCUGUUUUGUAUCUGAAUGGUCUUUGGCUUCCUGUGGUCUGGAUGACCAUCUGCUUCAUAUUUCUUUGGCAGCUCUUAGGUCCGUCUGCUCUGACUGCCAUUGCUGUCUUCCUCAUCCUUCUUCCUUUGAAUUUCAUCAUCACCAAGAAAAGGAGCCGUUUUCAGGAGGAACAGAUGCUGCAUAAAGACCAUCGGGCCCGGCUAACAGAUUCCAUUCUCAGAAACAUGAAAUUCAUCAAGUUACAUGGCUGGGAAGAAGCUUUUAUGGAGAAGAUCCUAAGUAUCCGUAGAGGAGAACUUCAGGCCUUGAAGAAUUCUGGGUUCCUCUUCACAGUGUCUUUGGUGUCCUUCCACUUGUCCACAUUUCUGGUUGCCCUGGUCAUGUUUGCUGUUCAUGCACUGACAGAUGAGAAGCAUGUCCUGGAUGCUGAAAAAGUUUUUGUGGCUCUGACAAUCAUCAACAUUCUCAAUAGGGCCCAAGCUUUCCUGCCAUUUUCCAUUAAUACCAUCUUCCAGGCCUGGGUUUCCUUGGCUCGCCUAGUUGCUUUCCUCCAUCUGGAAGAGAUAGAGCCCAGAGCAAUUAAUACAAGACCCAUGGGGAAGGAGUGCAUCUCUGUCCAAGAUGGCACUUUUGCAUGGUCCCAGGAAAGCUCUCCCUGCCUGCAAAGAAUAAACUUGGCUGUACCACGGGGCUCCUUGUUUGCUGUAAUUGGCUCAGUGGGUUCAGGGAAGUCCUCAUUGCUGUCAGCCCUCCUAGGGGAAUUGCCCAAAUUGGAGGGAUAUAUGAAGAUUAAGGGCUCAGUGGCUUAUGUACCCCAAGAAGCCUGGAUCCAGAAUGCUUCUGUGGACGAGAACGUGUGCUUUGGGCAGAAUCUAGAUGUUCAAUGGUUAGACAGAGUUCUGGGGGCUUGUGCAUUGCAUCCAGACAUUGCAAGUUUUCCUGCUGGAAUCCACACAGAGAUAGGUGAACAGGGCAUUAACCUUUCUGGAGGCCAGAAGCAGAGGCUGAGUCUGGCUCGUGCUGUGUACAAGAAAGCAUCUGUCUACCUAUUGGAUGACCCUCUGGCAGCCCUAGAUGUUCAUGUUGGCCAGCAUAUCUUUGAUCAUGUCAUUGGGCCAUCCGGAUUGCUCCAGGGAAUGACUCGCAUUCUUGUGACCCAUGCAGUCCACAUUCUACCACAAGUUGAUCACAUUAUUGUGAUGGCAGAUGGAAUAAUUGCUGAGAGUGGUUCCUAUCAAGAGCUACUACAGAGGAAUGGUGCUUUUGUAGACUUUCUGGGACAGUCAAAACAGGAAGAUGUCAAUCACAGCCAAGAAAUGAAGCUGUCAGAAGUUAAGAACUCCAGGAACAUUUCAGAAAGUGAGGCUGCAGGAAAACCAGACAGCUCCAUGGAGGACUACCAUGGAAAAGAUAGCACAACCUCCCGGAGCCAGGCUGAGGGCACCAAGAUGGCAGGACAGCUGACCCAAGGGGACAAAGUACAAUAUGGCAGGGUGAAUGCCACUCUGUACCUGGCCUACCUGAGAGCAGUGGGGACACCAAUCUGCCUUUCCGUGGUGUUUUUAUUUCUCUGUCAGCAAGUGGUCUCCUUCUCCCGUGGUUACUGGCUCAGUCUUUGGGCAGAUGACCCCAUCAUGAACGGAACCCAGCAGCACACAGGACUUCGGGUUGGGGUCUUUGGUCUCCUAGGCUGUUUCCAAGCCAUUGGAAGGUUUGGCUCCAUUGCAGUUGUCCUACUGGGAGGAGUUCGAGCAUCUCAACAGCUGUUCCAAGGGCUUCUGCAUGAUGUGGCCCGAUCCCCCAUGACAUUCUUUGAGCAGACCCCUAUAGGAAAUUUGCUCAAUCGCUUCUCUAAAGAGACUGAUGCCAUCGAUGCUGUGAUCCCAGACAAGUUCAAGUCUUUUUUAGGCUUUCUAUUUGGACUUUUGGAAGUGAUUUUGGUGGUAGUGGUAACUACUCCACUGGCUGCUCUGGUAGUCCUGCCUCUCAUAGCUCUCUACAUUGGGCUUCAGAGCCUGUAUAUUGCCAGUUCAUGCCAGCUAAGGCGCUUGGAGUCAGCUAGCCGCUCACCCAUCUAUUCCCACAUCUCAGAGACAUUCCAAGGGAAUGCUGUGAUUCGGGCCUUCCAGGCUCAGGACCAGUUUAUUGCACAGAAUGAUUUGCGGAUAGAUGAGCACCAGAGAGCCAGCUUCCCCAGGCUGGUUGCUGACAGGUGGCUGGCAACCAAUAUGGAACUCCUAGGAAAUAUUCUCAUCUUCUCUGCUGCCUUCUUCGCUGUGUUCAGCAAGCCUCAUCUCAGUCCCGGAAUUGUAGGGUUUUCUGUGUCAGUGACUCUCCAGGUGACUGAGAUCCUACACUGGGCAGUGCGCUCUUGGACAGACUUGGAGAACAACAUUGUCUCUGUGGAGAGGAUGAGAGAUUAUACUAUGUCCUCCAAGGAGGCCCCUUGGAUCCUGCCCCAUAAUAGGGUCUGUCACACCUGGCCUGCUAGGGGGCAGAUUGAAUUUCGAGGUUACAGCCUAAGGUACAGGCCAGAGUUAGCACUGGCCUUACGGAAUCUGACUCUGAAAAUUUACCCACAGGAAAAGGUUGGCAUUGUUGGCCGAACAGGGGCAGGGAAAUCAUCCCUCACCAUUAGCCUCUUGAGGCUCAUUGAAGCUGCAGAAGGAGGGAUCUGGAUUGAUGGGAUCAAUAUCAGUCAAGUGGGACUCCAUACCCUGAGGUCCAAAAUAACCAUCAUCCCUCAGGACCCAAUUUUGCUUCCUGGCUCCGUGAGAAUGAACCUUGAUCUCUUCGAUGAAUAUUCUGAUGAUGAGAUUUGGGGGGCACUAGAAAUGGUUCAGCUUAAGACCUUUAUUUUAGGUCUCCCUGGCCAGCUACAAUAUGAAUGCUUAGACCAAGGAGAUAACCUGAGUGUAGGCCAGAAGCAGCUCUUAUGUCUGGCCAGAGCCCUGCUCCGGAAAACCAAAAUCCUUUUCCUAGAUGAAGCUACAGCUGCUGUGGAUCCUCAAAAUGAUCUCCAGAUUCAGGCUAUCCUCAGAAAUCAGUUUGCAGAUUGCACAAUAUUGACCAUUGCUCAUCGUCUGCACACAGUGAUGGAUUGCAACAGGAUUCUAGUCAUGGACAAUGGAGCAGUGGCAGAAUUUGAUACCCCAGCCCAAUUGCUGGCUCAAAGAGGGCUAUUCUACAAAUUGGCAGAAGAGUCAGGCCUCAUCUGAUUAAGUUCUGGAGAACCAGCUAUUAAUGUCUUCAUAAAAAGAACAUCCACCCAUAAUCCAGAAUAGACUCACACUUGGUCUAAAUUUGAAUGCCUCCAUAAAGUGGGAUCAGAUGCCUAAGACAAGAUCUACUAUAAGUAGGACAGGAAAGAGCUCAGUCUUGGUGGAUCUUAGGCCACAUCAGUGACAGUGAUUUUUGUGUCCCAGAGAUUCACAGAUGGCUCUGGGGUUAUUACUUCAUUUCACUAUACUAUUCAUUCUUAACACACAACUGUAGUAUCAAGGAACAAUUCAAUAGGAAAAAGGGCAUGAGUGGGACCCAAAGAAUCAUCAGCCCCUGCUUUCCACAGAGUCAAUAUCAGCCCCCUGUUAACCCUUCCCGGCUUUAUUUCUGCAAUCCACUGCCAUCCCAUAUAGGUGCUGGAAUAAAGUGCCUGAUGAUACUA
Messenger RNA from Antechinus flavipes (yellow-footed antechinus), 5332 nucleotides. RefSeq names its product ATP binding cassette subfamily C member 6 (gene ABCC6). Gene Ontology annotation, cellular component: membrane. The record is from RefSeq and is a predicted model, not a curated record. Gene Ontology annotation, molecular function: ATP hydrolysis activity; ABC-type transporter activity; ATP binding. Bases 372 to 4886 code for a protein of 1504 amino acids. Lineage: Eukaryota; Metazoa; Chordata; Mammalia; Dasyuromorphia; Dasyuridae. The transcript has 31 exons. Gene Ontology annotation, biological process: transmembrane transport.